AUGACGAGCGUCGUGUACGAAGACGCCCGAGAUAUAAAGCGUAAUUCCGCUGUUGAAAAGGAGGGGAAAUCCCUCAAACAUUUCAACUACUUCCUGAAAGACUAUUGCAAGCAGAUCAAUGUACCCGUGGUCACCGCAGAUAAAAUCCCCUAUUUCAGAUUACCCAUCAAGAAGGACAUCAAUGAGGAGGAAGAGGCUGUAUUCCGGGAGGCACAUGUGUUCUGGGAUAAGAUGAUGGGUGCUUUUUUCAUCUACAUGGGCACUGCGGCGAGAUGUGGCUGUAAUCCUAAAGGGAGAAGGCUAGCGUAUCAGUCAGCGACUGGGUACUGCUCCUCUGUCAAAGUCUAUUACAUCAACCUGGAAGAAUUCAGAAAGCGAAGACGUCUUCAGAGAAGCUAA
Messenger RNA from Seminavis robusta, 399 nucleotides. Lineage: Eukaryota; Bacillariophyta; Bacillariophyceae; Naviculales; Naviculaceae. The record is from the annotation of a GenBank genome assembly.